Messenger RNA from Cervus elaphus (red deer), 2539 nucleotides. RefSeq names its product P2Y receptor family member 8 (gene P2RY8). The transcript has 3 exons. Gene Ontology annotation, molecular function: G protein-coupled purinergic nucleotide receptor activity. NCBI's taxonomy places the organism in Eukaryota, Metazoa, Chordata, Mammalia, Artiodactyla, Cervidae. Gene Ontology annotation, cellular component: membrane. Bases 1107 to 2171 code for a protein of 354 amino acids. Gene Ontology annotation, biological process: positive regulation of Rho protein signal transduction; phospholipase C-activating G protein-coupled receptor signaling pathway. The record is from RefSeq and is a predicted model, not a curated record.
CACACCAUCCGGCCCAGCUCCCUCUCUGCUCUGGAUUGCGUGAUGGAUCGAGGGGCUAGGGGGGUCUGGGGCUGGGGUAGGGGUGGGGUUGGGGGGUCGGGAUAGGGGUUGGGCGUGAAUCCCUCUCGGUGCAGCUGGAAGAGGGAACGUGCUCCCUGGGCGCCCCCGGGGGGAAUGGGUCACCCGGGCAGGUCACCUUCUGGUUGCAGAACCAAAAGAGGUCCCCAGGCACCCAGGUUUCGCCUGCGAGAGGAAGUCUUCGCUUAGCACAGUUUUACAACUUUUUUUUUUUUAAAUAAAAAUCGUCAGGCGUUGUCUGGUCUGGGAUUCACUGCGGGUCACUGCCGGCGGCAUUGUAGGGACCUCGACCCCCGCCCGCCUGGUCUGCAGGGUCUGGUGCGCGUCUGGACGCUGCAGACCUUCUCGGAGAGGCGGCGUCUGCCCCAAGCAGUCACCCCGGGGCCCGGCACGAGCCACCACGAGGGCCCGGCUGUGCGCCGCACCCCAGCUCCCGCCCCUGCACCCCGCCCCCGGGCGAGGGCGCGCGCUGAUAGGAGGGGCCCCGGCGGGCUUGGACGCCAGGAGACUGCAGACCAUCAGACGGUUAUACAGGAAAUUUCAAAACGGGUUUCCUCUGCACCUACCCUGGGUCUCCACGGCGGCAGCCCGGAGCCGGGGAGGGGGUACCUUUCGAGGCUCUGUAUCUGCCGAGCGUGCAAAGCCCGCGCGCAAUGUGCGCGCCCCACACGGCGGCGAUGCGGGCGUCCGGGUCGCGCCCUGACACCCACCCCGGGCUCCUUAGGGGGCGGCGGGACGGAGGCUUCCUGACGCCAGGCUCGGUCUGACGCACAGCUGCCGCGCGUUCGGAUUCAGCCCCGGGCUGCGUCCACACUGCUGACGGGCAUCAUCGGCCUUUCCAGCUGUCCUGCGAUCCGAGAGUUCCACUCAGAACACAGAGGGACAGACGGCCGGGCCGUUCUCCAUCCGCCACCCCAUCUCCACGGCUCCGCCUGCAGAACGGACCGUACCCCCUCAGGGACGACACACCAGAGAUCGGCAGCCCCUACCCUGAGACCCCCCGCCCCCGCCCCCGCCACGGCCGCAGCAUGGACAUGAACGUGACGCGCCCGGACAACGCCACCAUCCUGAUGCUGCGGGACCCGGCCAUCGCGGUGGUGCUGCCGGCGGUGUAUUCGCUGGUGGCGCUGGUGAGCAUCCCGGGCAACCUGUUCUCGCUGUGGGUGCUCUGCCGGCACAUCGGGCCCAAGACGCCGUCCGUCAUCUUCAUGAUCAACCUGAGCGUCACGGACCUCAUGCUGGCCUGCGUGCUGCCCUUCCAGAUCUACUACCACUGCAACGGCAACCACUGGGUGUUCGGCGUGGUGCUCUGCAACGCCGUCACCGUGACCUUCUACGCCAACAUGUACUCGUCCAUCCUCACCAUGACCUGCAUCAGCGUGGACCGCUUCCUGGGCGUCGUGUACCCGCUGGCGUCCGCCCGCUGGCGGCGCCGCCGCUACGCGCUGGCCGCCUGCGCCGCCACGUGGCUGCUGCUGCUGGUCGCGCUGUCCCCGCUGGCGCGCACCGACCUCACCUACGCCGUGGACGCGCUGGGCAUCGUCACCUGCUUCGACGUGCUCAAGUCCACCAUGCUGCCCAGCGUGGCCAUGUGGGCCGCCUUCCUCUUCACGCUCUUCGUCGUCCUCUUCCUCAUCCCCUUCGUGAUCACCGUGGCCUGCUACACGGCCACCAUCCUCACGCUGCUGCGCUCCGCCGACCGCCACGGCCGCGCGCAGCGGCGCCGCGCCGUCUGCCUGGCCGCCGUGGUCCUGCUCGCCUUCGUGGCCUGCUUCGCGCCCAACAACUUCGUGCUGCUGGUGCACAUGGUCAGCCGGCUCUUCCUGGGCCGCAGUUACUACCACGUCUACAAGCUCACGCUCUGCCUCAGCUGCCUCAACAACUGCCUGGACCCCUUCGUCUACUACUUCGCGUCCAGCGAGUUCCAGCUGCGCCUCCGCGACUACCUGGGCUACGGCCCGCUGCCCGCCGCCGACAGCCCCGACAGCCGCCGCGAGAGCCUCUUCUCCGGGCGGACCCUGUCCGCGCGCUCCGUGGACGGGCAGGAGGCGCCCGAGAGGCCCAGCGUGAGGCGGCAGGAGAGCGUGUUCUGAGACAGGCACCCCUCAUCGCGAGGGGGUGGAGUGUUGAGGGACAGCAGGGGUCUUUUCGGCCUGUUUUCGGUCACUCCGGGCGCAGGGGGAUUCAGCCAGACCACGCUGGACGGGCCCUUUAGGGCCCCGUGCUCUGGGGUCUCAGGGAACCCGGAGACAUCAGCUGGUCCCCCCUCACCACCACCACCAUCGGAGCCUGGCAAACGCCAGGGUCAGCUGCGCUGGGUUGCUGUCGGGGGCUCAGCUUCUCCAGUCAUGUCUGACCCUUUGCAACCCCAUGGACUGACUAUACAGUCCACAGAAUUCUCCAGGCCAGAAUACUGGAGUGGAUAGCCCAUCCCCUUCUCCAAGGCAUCUUCCAACCCAGG